AAGGAGAGGGGGGAGAGAGAGAGAGGACGCUGGAGGAGAGGAGGGAGAAAGAGAGAAAGGGGGACAGAGAGGGGAGAGAGUCCAGGCCCAAAUAAAGCCAUGGGGGCCGGGGCUGGGCUGGGCCCCUCUUUGCUAUAAAUACGCUGGCCGUCUGGAGGUUCGGGUUUGGUGGCUGGGGCUUGGGACCGGCGACCACUACUGCUGCUGCAGCCUUCCUCAAGAGAGUCUCCUCCGUACACUCAUCAUCAUCCUCAUCAUCAACCUCCUCCUGGUCGGUGUUCUGGGCUGCCAAGAUGCCUCGCGUGGACUCAGACCUCAAGCUGGACUUUAAGGAUGUCCUCUUCAGACCCAAGAGGAGCAGCCUGAAGAGUCGCUCAGAGGUGGACCUUCAGAGGACCUUCACAUUCCGCAACUCCAAACAGACCUACACCGGCAUCCCCAUCAUCGCUGCCAACAUGGACACCACAGGGACGUUUGAGAUGGCACAGGUCCUCAGCAAACACACCCUCUUCACAGCCAUUCAUAAACACUACACUGUAGAGGAAUGGAAGAACUUUGCUGCUAAGCAUCCAGAAUGCGUAGAGCAUGUAGCCGCCAGCUCAGGCAUGGGUGUUGCCGAUCUGGAGAAGCUGUGUGCCAUUUUGGAAGCCGUCCCCGCCCUCAAGUACAUCUGUCUGGAUGUGGCCAACGGCUACUCCGAGUACUUUGUGGAGUUUGUCAAGACGGUCAGAGAAAAGUUUCCCAAGCACACCAUCAUGGCCGGUAACGUGGUCACAGGGGAGAUGGUGGAGGAGCUCAUCCUCUCCGGCGCUGACAUCAUCAAAGUGGGCAUCGGGCCAGGGUCUGUGUGCACGACAAGGAUCAAGACAGGAGUGGGCUACCCACAGCUCAGUGCUGUAAUAGAGUGUGCAGACUCAGCCCAUGGACUCAAAGGACACAUUAUCUCUGACGGUGGCUGCAGUUGCCCAGGAGAUGUAGCUAAGGCCUUUGGUGCAGGGGCUGACUUUGUAAUGAUGGGAGGAAUGCUCGCAGGCCACGACCAGUGCACUGGAGAGGUCAUCGAGAAGAACGGCAAGAAAUACAAACUCUUCUACGGCAUGAGCUCCGACACGGCCAUGAAGAAAUACGUGGGUGGAGUCGCUGAGUACAGGGCGUCUGAAGGAAGGACGGUGGAGGUUCCUUAUAGAGGAGACGUGGAGAACACCAUCCGUGACGUGCUGGGUGGCCUCCGCUCCACCUGCACCUAUGUGGGCGCCGCUAAGCUCAAAGAGCUGAGCAGGAGAACCACCUUCAUUCGCGUCACACAACAGUCCAGCCAAAUGUUCACUGCGUAGGGCGCUGCACACAUGUCCGCACACUUACACACAGGUUGCAUAAUAAUAUGCAUUGUGCAUGUAUUAUGCAGAGUUUAAACGUGCAAUAGUAGGACACACCAACACUUCUACAUCACCUGUUUCACUCAGGAUAUCUGCUGUUCAGAAAGCUUCCUGCAGGUUGUGAUUAAAAGAAACUCAAAAGUUUGACUUGAAUUCUUCUCUCACAGCACUCUAAUCAACUUAAUCCUACAGAGAGCGUGUUUACAUUCUUGCAGACACAACAAUAUGCUACUGAAUGUACCAGAUUUCAGAAUGUGAGCUGUGUGAAACACAUCGCAUGUAAACACACUCAGCAGGAGGAGGCUGAUACUCGUGCUAAGAUCAGUUGGGGAAGCUAUUCUGCUCAACUACACUGUAUGUUGGAAUGAAAAUCAAUAUGCAAGAACCAGAGAUGUCACCCCUUUAACUGUCACUGGAGAAAUCACGGCGCAAUAAACUGCAUGCAGGAACCCUCUGCUAACUUCCUCA
Molecule: messenger RNA, 1844 nt
Organism: Sebastes umbrosus (honeycomb rockfish)
Lineage: Eukaryota; Metazoa; Chordata; Actinopteri; Perciformes; Sebastidae
Gene: gmpr
Product: guanosine monophosphate reductase
Exons: 9
Coding region: 294-1334 (346 amino acids)
Biological process (GO): nucleotide metabolic process
Cellular component (GO): GMP reductase complex
Molecular function (GO): GMP reductase activity
Source: RefSeq, a predicted model, not a curated record